UAUCAAGGCUAGAUUUGGCUCUUUCAAGUAAGAGAACAAAGAUGGGUUCACAUUCAGAGUCGGAGGGGGAGAUUAUCGAAUCUGAAACUGAGAAGGCAACUACGUCGCUGCCUUCACUUCAAGACACCAACGUUGACCGUCAUUCCAGAAAUCGUGUCUCAGCAUCGAAGUCGCCGACUGGUCCCCAGUCGCCUCGCCGCUAUAGAUCUCGCUCGCCAUACCGAGCCAAUCCGUCGCGGGGGGAGAAGCGAAGACAUGAUGAUGAUUUUCACAGUGGCCGCAGCCGCUCGGACGCGCGACGAUUUAGGGUACAUUACGAGCAACAGCCGCCGCCACCACCGUCGAUCUAUGAGAGACGCCGACCCCAGGUCUCUUACGCUGACUUAGAUCGAGGAGGUCCCUCCGAAACGUAUCUUUCGUACGACGACGAUAGAGACUACUAUUCCGAUCGAUAUCGCGAUAAGAGAGCCCGUACUCGCAGUCGUUCACCGCCCCGCUAUUCCCAGCCCCGACAUCCCAAAGAUCGAAGAAACGAGAGAUCUGAUUAUUCGGCUCGCAGAGGUGGACGGGAAUGGGAGAAUGGCCGAAGAGACUCUAUCGGCCGUGCUUCGAAUGAUAAUAGAGGUCACCGAUCAGCAACCGGGUCUGCGGCUGCCGAACGGCCCGCUCAAGCUGCGGAUACUCAUGCCGCUGGGUUCGAGCGGCAUGGAGCAUUCGCUUCAGACGAGCGAGUUCGAGAGGGCAAUGCCGGGAAGACAGCUUCGUCGAGCAACGACCAGCCUGUGCCGGCGCCGGAGCCGGAGCCCGUGCAAUCAACGCCAGUUGAUGAGGCUUCAUUGAUCGAAGACCGCCGUAAAAGGCGGGAAGCAAUCAAAGCUAAGUAUAGAGGCCAGGCUACGCCCUUGCUUGUUCAGGCGCUUCAUCUGGGAACUGAUUCGCAAUCUUCCACACCUGUUACUGAAACUCCCGAUGCUGCUUCUAUACGGUCUGUAUCACCCAAGGAAUCUCCUGAGACGCCGCGGGAUGAUUCAGGCUCCAAAUCGCCGACAGACUUCGCACUUGCAAAAGAUGAAGAUCUUGCUAACAAUAUGGACGGGGCAACUGGCGAGGAUGACGGUCCCUCGGCUGCCGAUUACGACCCGACUUUAGACAUGCAAGAGGACAAAUUGCGAAACGAGCAGCGUCAGGCGGGAGAAGACGUUCCUGCUAGCGCCUAUGAUGAGACCCAAAUGACCUCCCAGAAUGUUCUCCUUCCUGCAAAACAAGUAGAGGAGGAGCCACCGGCAAAGGCCAGGGACGAAUUUGACAUGUUUGCGGACGAUGAUGAUGACAUGUUCGCAGAGGAGCCUCCUGUUCCUCAAAAGUCCGCCAUGGACGAAGAAGAGCAUGCUAAAGCAGUCCGAAUCCCCAAGGCAAAGGAGCUGGAUAUGAGCAUGCUCGACAAUUGGGAUGACCCGGAUGGAUAUUAUCGAGUCAUCCUUGGUGAGCUUCUCGACGGGCGGUAUCACGUUCAAUCGAAUCUCGGCAAAGGCAUGUUUUCCGGCGUCGUGCGAGCGACGGACACGACGACUGGGAAACUGGUUGCUAUCAAGCUUAUACGGAAUAAUGAGACAAUGAAAAAAGCCGGUCUCAAGGAAAUUGAGAUAUUGCAAAAGCUAGCACUAGCAGACCCAGAGGACAAGAAACACAUGAUUCGCUUAGAGAGAUUUUUUGAACAUAAGAACCAUCUCUGCAUGGUUUUUGAGAAUUUGAGCAUCAAUCUUCGCGAAGUACUUAAGAAGUUCGGCCGGGAUGUGGGUAUCAACCUCAAAGCUGUCCGGGUGUAUGCACAGCAAAUGUUCCUCGGAUUGAGCUUGAUGCGAAAAUGCAAUAUUCUGCAUGCCGAUAUUAAGCCUGACAAUGUCCUGGUGAAUGAAGCUCGGACGUCUCUCAAGAUUUGCGAUCUUGGAUCUGCUUCUGAUGCGAGUGAGAAUGAAAUCACUCCGUAUCUCGUCAGUCGAUUUUACCGUGCUCCAGAAAUCAUCCUAGGAAUGACCUAUGAUUUUGCAAUUGACAUGUGGUCCAUUGGCUGCACGCUGUACGAGCUCUACACAGGCAAAAUUCUGUUCACGGGCCGAACGAACAAUCAGAUGCUUCGAUCCGUAAUGGAAUGUCGCGGUAAAUUCAGCGCAAAGAUGCUACGUCGCGCCGAGUUUGCGCCCAUGCAUUUUGACGAAUUUAUGAAUUUCCAGAGCGUCGAGACGGAUAAAAUAACCAACAAGGACGUCGUGCGCAUACUCAACUUUACUAAACCUACCCGGGAUCUCCGGACACGACUCUUCGCGACAGCCAAAGACAUGGACGAGGCUGAGAAAAAGGAGCUCCUGUCCUUUGCCGAUCUCCUUGAUCGCUGUCUCAACCUGAACCCCGAGAAAAGAUGCACUCCCACGGAAGCGCUCAAGCAUCCCUUCAUCACAAGAGGAAAGGUCUAAUUGCUGCGUCUUCUUCGUGACAUGUUUGCGGACGAUCGUUUUUCUCAUAUUACUUAUUUUUUUUUCUUUUCCUUUUUCUCCUCGCUUUUUCCUGGUAGACUUACAUUGCAAACGUGGCUGGGAAAGGAUUUGUCUAUAUAUAGUCAUUUAGCACUCUGAUACCUAUCUAGGAUUCUCAUAGCUGGGUUUAUCCUUGAGCAAACCAAGAACGCU
Messenger RNA from Xylona heveae TC161, 2684 nucleotides. Its product is annotated as kinase-like protein. Bases 42 to 2471 code for a protein of 809 amino acids. Lineage: Eukaryota; Fungi; Ascomycota; Xylonomycetes; Xylonales; Xylonaceae. The transcript has 7 exons. The record is from RefSeq and is a predicted model, not a curated record. Gene Ontology annotation, biological process: mRNA cis splicing, via spliceosome; peptidyl-threonine phosphorylation; peptidyl-serine phosphorylation. Gene Ontology annotation, molecular function: ATP binding; protein serine/threonine kinase activity.